Messenger RNA from Sorex fumeus (smoky shrew), 240 nucleotides. Its product is annotated as cyclin-dependent kinases regulatory subunit 2-like. Gene Ontology annotation, molecular function: ubiquitin binding; histone binding; protein kinase binding. The transcript has a single exon. Bases 1 to 240 code for a protein of 79 amino acids. Gene Ontology annotation, cellular component: cyclin-dependent protein kinase holoenzyme complex; SCF ubiquitin ligase complex. NCBI's taxonomy places the organism in Eukaryota, Metazoa, Chordata, Mammalia, Eulipotyphla, Soricidae. The record is from RefSeq and is a predicted model, not a curated record. Gene Ontology annotation, biological process: regulation of mitotic cell cycle.
AUGGCCCACAAGCAGAUCUACUACUCAGGCAAGAACUUCAACAAGCUCUGUGACUACCGGCAUGUCAUGUUGCCCAGAGAACUCUCCAAACAAGUACCUAAAACUCAUUUGAUGUCUGAAGAGGAAUGGAGAAGACUUGGUGUUCAGCAGAAUCUAAGCUGGGUUUAUUACAUGAUUCACGAACCACAGCCACAUAUUCUUCUCUUUAGACGACCCCUUGCAAAAGAUCAACAAAAAUAA